Postia placenta MAD-698-R-SB12 is the source of this 939-nucleotide messenger RNA. RefSeq lists its product as hypothetical. The transcript is spliced from 7 exons. The record is from RefSeq and is a predicted model, not a curated record. Lineage: Eukaryota; Fungi; Basidiomycota; Agaricomycetes; Polyporales; Adustoporiaceae. The coding region runs from base 1 to 939 and encodes 312 amino acids. Gene Ontology annotation, molecular function: 3-dehydrosphinganine reductase activity. Gene Ontology annotation, cellular component: endoplasmic reticulum membrane. Gene Ontology annotation, biological process: sphingolipid biosynthetic process.
AUGUUCUUCAAGAAGAAGUGGGAUCCCCGGGGCCGACAUUGCUACAUUACCGGCGGCUCUUCUGGACUCGGUCUUGCCCUAGCUGUGCUCUUGACCAAAAAGGGUGCCGACGUGUCCAUAGUCGCACGUAAUGAGGAUCGGUUGCAGAAAGCGUUGGACGCGUUAGAGGCUGUGCGUCAGACUCCAAAUCAACUUUUGAAGGCGUACGCGUUUGCACUCGACAAAGAGGCAGGAGCAGCGGCUGCGCUGGAAGCCGCAUGCCAACCUCAUGGUGGGCGAUGUCCAGAUGCACUAUUCCUAUGUGCGGGGAAGUCUACGCCCGGUUUCUUCAUCGAGCAAGACGAGGCGUCUCUCAGGUCGGGCAUGGACGAGACAUAUUGGGCCCAGGCGCCGUCAGCACUGGUCGCUGCGAAGCGGUACGUGAGUCACCGCGAGAAAGGGAAGAUAGUCUUCGUAUCGUCCGUCUUGGGCUACUUCUCUAUGGUCGGGUACUCUACAUAUUCACCAGGGAAGUUCGCAAUACGAGGCCUUGCCGAAGCCCUGCAGUCAGAAUUCAUGCUAUACGGCAUUGACGUGCACAUAUGCUUUCCUGGGACCAUUUACUCGCCCGGUUUAGAGCAUGAGAAUGAGUGCAAGCCAAAGGUGACACUCAAGAUAGAGGAGACCGAUGAUGGGGCAUCCCCGGAGGUCGUCGCCGAGGGUCUGUUGAGGGGGGUGCAAAAUGGCGACUUCCACAUCACGUACGAUUUCAUCGGAAAUGUCUUCCGAGCAUCAACGGCUGGAUCUUCACCUCGAAACAACGUAGUCACGGACAUAUUUUACAGUCUCCUUGGUUUCAUCGCCUUGCCCUUCUGGCGACGUUCUGUGGACGCAACUGUGCGUUCUCAUUUGCCGGAGCACCAAGAGUAUCUCUCAGGGAAGGGCCUAGUGGACAACUAA